Molecule: messenger RNA, 2687 nt
Organism: Prorocentrum cordatum
Lineage: Eukaryota; Dinophyceae; Prorocentrales; Prorocentraceae
Source: the annotation of a GenBank genome assembly
CGGUAGACGUGUUUCUUGGGCGCCGUUUGGAGAGGUGGAGUUACGUAGCCAUUGGAUCAUGGCUCGUCCACCGUCGGCUGCGUCGCGCGCCAGCGCGGGUGCCAUGGUGGCGCCAGACCCGUACUUGCGGCAGUGCGUGGACCACAUCUUAGAGGGCACGACGCACCUCGUCGUCGUGGACGACGUGGCCUGCCGCUUGCACGGCUUGGGCAGAGCAGCCUUCCAGGAGCUGAUGUCAGAGGCUCUGCGGCCCCAGCUGGACGCCUUGCGCAAGGCAGCGUCGGCCGGCGGCGCGGGGGCCUUGUCGGAGAGGUGGACGUGCCUUCACGCGGGCGCGAGCGCCCUCGGUGACAUCACCGCCGGCAUGCCUUGGGGAGGCUCGUCCCUGGAGUGCGCCGCCCUGGGGGCCGCCUCGAGGGCCCUCCUGGCGGGGCCCGCGGCCGCGCCGGCCCUGGAGGCGCUGCAGGAGGCCCAGGUCGCCGCCGUGGCACAGUUCCGAGCGGACCCCGACUCGCUGGGCGCGCGGGGCCUCCGGGCUCUCCGGGGCACCGCGGCGCUGCUGGCGCAGCCGUCGGCGGAGGGCGCCCGCCAGCGGUACACGGGGGCGCUGCUGGCGGCGAGCCAGGAGGCCUUCCAGCGCCAGGCCGCGACGGCUCUGCAGGCCGUGGUGCGCGGGGGGCCUCCGGAGGGCUGGGCUGCGCGCUGCGCCCACUGCGUCCAGGCGGAGCAGUUCCUCGACCGGGUCCACUGUGGCAGGCCGUCGGGCGAGAGCCGCCUCGGCUGCCAGCUGGCAUCGCGCUGUGCCGCGGCGUGGCUGACGCAGAGCAUGGCUGUGCUGCCCUGGAUUCUCGCGUGGCUGCUCGCACCCGCUGCCCUGGGCGCGCUCGGCGGCAGCGGUCUGCCGGGCGAUGGUUGCCAGGCACAGGCCUAUUUUGCAUCGCUUCGUGCGGCGCUGGACGCCUCUGCGGACCCCCAGACUCUGCACCACCUGCGCAGUGCGUUGGUGUCCGCCGUGGCACUGCUGCUGCAGAUCGCGCGUGUCAAGCCCGAGAUCGGGGCCGCAGCGCUGGUCAGGUGGGCCGCCGCGCUCCUCUCUGCGACGCACGCCGUGUGCGAGGCGCUGCUGCCAGAUGUCGGCCCAGCGGUCAUGGCUGCCGCGCUGGCGCCGAAGUUCGCGGCCGCGUUCGGCGGCAACGGCGCGGCUGCAGAAGAGCUGAGACCGCCCCCGCUGCCCCCCUGGCUCGGCGUCGACAUGAGCGACGGGGUCUGGGACGCCGGCACCGCCGACAUGCGGUCCCUCGACGUGGCGCGACUGGCCCCCAGGCUGCGCGCCGCGCUGGCAGCUCGGGCGCCGCCCUGGUGCGCUGGCAUGGCGAUGCUGGAAGCCUGGCCGUCCGAGCGCGCCGCAGAGGCCCUCGCGUUCGCUGUGCACCAGGAGGCACGGGCCGCCGCUGGCGGUGCGGCUGGUGGGGCCAGCAGGCACGCGGCAGAGGGGCGGCUGGCGCCGCUCGUGCUGCUGCUGCGGUUGACGCUGGCGCCCAGCACGGACAGCACCACCGCACUGCACGCGCACGCGCGGCUCGCGGCACAGCGAGCGCUGGGAGCUGCGGAGCUGCAGGCCGACGUGGAGGAGUACCUGGUGUCGUUCCUCAGGAAGGAGUGCGGCGCGGCAAACCUCGCCCUGCACCACCUCGGCGAGCUGCGGCGGGACGCCGCGGGACGCGGGGAGCUGACGGCCGAGGGCUGCCCCUGGAGGGCGGUCGUCUGCAGCGCCGCCGCAGCCAAGGGCGCCGGGCUGGCGACGGGCAGCCCCGCUGACGCGCCAGAGCUGAGCGCGCAGGUGCCGUCCCUGUUCCAGGCAUCGCGCCCGCUGCUGGAGGCGCGGGAGCGGUGGUCCAGCAGCUACCACGGGCGCUUCCCGCACCGGAAGCUGAGGUGGCAGCCGGCGCUGGGCUCCUGCCUCCUCGUCUGGCGCCACGCCCGAGGGCGCACGGAGGUCGCCGCCUCGGAGCUGCAGGCGCACCUCCUGCUGGCGCUGGGCGGCGGGCGCGCGGUGCCCGAGCACGAGCUGCUCCAGGCCGCCGCGGCCUGGGAGGGCGCUGACGGCGAGGCUGGGGCCGCUGCGUGGCGGCAGGCGCUGGAGUCGCUCUGCAGCCCCACGGCGGCGUCGUCGAGUCGAGGGGCAGCGGCGCCGAGGCGAUCGUCGCCCUGCGGGCGUGCCCCGCGGACGCCUCGGGGCCACUGGACCUGGAGGCCCUCCUGCUGCUGGGCUCCUGGGCUCCCGCCGCGGGGGCAGGCGCGCCAGAGGAGGCUGCGGCGGCGAGUGGCGCGGCCGCGCGUGCUCCCAUGGUGGAUGCAGCCAUCAUGCGCCUGCUGAAGCGCUGGCACGUGCUGGCGGGCGAAGAGCUCGUCGGCAAGCUGGCCGCGUACCCCGACAGCCUCGAGCUGCCGGCCCGCGCUGGCGGCGCCAGCGCCUUCGCCGCGGCGCGCGCGGGCGCGGCCAGCGGUGGGCGCGAGGCGCUGGAGCGGGCACAGGCGUUGGCAGACCGCGGCCUGGUGUCCGUCUGCGGCACGGGAAGUUCUGCGAAGUUCACAUACGUGGAGUGAAGGGCGGCAUGGCCAGCAGUGUGUGGCACGGCGACCUUCUGCGGCCGGAAAUUGGCAGGCGCUCAGGCAAGGGGGGGAAA